Molecule: messenger RNA, 6440 nt
Organism: Apis dorsata (giant honeybee)
Lineage: Eukaryota; Metazoa; Arthropoda; Insecta; Hymenoptera; Apidae
Gene: shtd
Product: anaphase-promoting complex subunit 1
Exons: 20
Coding region: 275-6415 (2046 amino acids)
Biological process (GO): protein K11-linked ubiquitination; anaphase-promoting complex-dependent catabolic process; metaphase/anaphase transition of mitotic cell cycle
Cellular component (GO): anaphase-promoting complex
Molecular function (GO): molecular adaptor activity
Source: RefSeq, a predicted model, not a curated record
UUUUAAAUAAACAGUAUAAUCCUAUAUUUUCAAUUAAGAGUUUAAAAUGUUUAAUUUUAUAUAAAAUUUAUAUAUGUAAAUAUAUCUAUAUACCUAUAUAAUAAAUAAGUAAUCGAAUAUGGCGAUGCCUAUGGUGACGCAUCGUUUAGUAACAUCUUAUUUGUACAAAUAUUUUCAAAUAAUUUUAAUAGACAAUCUAAAAUAAAUAUUGUUAUAUUGUUUUCUUAUUUCUUAAUAAUUAGAAUCUGCAAAUCUGGAUGAAACUAAGGAAAAGAUGAUCGCCGCCUCAGAACCGGUGGAAUAUAUUCCUGGUGGAAGACAAAUAAUUUUACGACAUCCUGAAUCAGCGACUAAUCAACAAUUAUCAAACAAUCAAACAGUUGAAGGAGAAAGUAUUUUAUUACAAAAAUUUAGUCAAGUAAACAUUUCAGAAACUUUACCAAAGGAAUUUUGGAUUGUACGUGAAAAUGAUACAUGUGGUGAAGAAGAAUUAUAUUGUUCUGGCAAAAUUGCAAUUCAUUCAAAGGGUAAUCAAACUACAAGAAUAUUGCAAACAACUUAUACUUGUGAAACAGAUAUUAAACAUGCAUUAUGGUGUAAAUUUCAUACUAAUAUACCUGAUCAUUUAGUAAAAAGAAAAGAAAUAGAUGAGGAAAAUUAUGAUAAAACAAUAGAAUGCAUUUGUUUAAUUGAUUCAUAUACUCUUAAAGUAUUUACCAAUAUUGGAGAAGAUUAUGUAUCUAGUUUACAAUUUCAGGUAUCUGCUGUAUGGGCAACAAAAUAUGGUAUUUUAUUAGAAAAAACACAAGUCCCUAUAUCAGAAAUAAGAUAUACAUCAUUGGAAGGAAAUAGAUUACAAUUAAAAAAUGAUAUAAAUUUACCAAUAGUAUUUUCUCUUACACAUCCUUUAGAUGAAAUUUGUCCUGUACUUAUUAAACAUGGAAACAUAUCAUAUAUGUAUGAUUCAAAUCAACAAAUUGUAUUUACUAGUUCUGAACCAUCUUUGGCUGUGAUAUAUGAUACAAAGACUGGAUUACAUUCUGUAUAUAAAAUACGUAAAGCUUCAGUAGAAGAAUGUCAAGUAGUUUGUGGAAAUAAUGAUACUACUACUAGUAUAUUUAAUCAAUCAGCAAGUGCAUCACCAUUAAAUAUUGGAAAUAAUCUUUCCUAUAAAAAUACAAAUAAAGGACAUUUAAGUAUAUUUGGUAAAAAUGAUAUUUCUUAUUAUUUAAUUCGAAAAAAAUUAAAAUAUUUAUUUAACAAAUAUAUUUAUAUUUUAGGAGUUCCAAAUCCACAAUUUAAUCUGGGAUUAGGAAUAUCAAAUAGUCCAUUUGGUUCUCGAACAUCUUAUACUACUACUUGCUCUGGAGGUCCUUCACCUUCGCAGCAACAACAGCAACAUUCAAGAUCUCAAAGUCCAAUGGCAACUAUUUCGCGUUGUCAAUCUCCUACUCAUUCUGCUUUUUCACCUUUACUUAGUGCACCUGCAAGUUCGAUUAUUCAUCAUACAAGGUUGCAACAAAUGACUUCUGUAUUAAAUCAUACACAAAAUAGUCUUCUAGGUAGCUGCAGUAAUAUACAGUUACAGGAUGUUAUAUCAUCAAGUAAACCUUUGUAUCCUGAAAUAUGUCUUGAUCAUGUAUGGACUGAAAAUGUUGGAAUUCCAAAGGAUAUUACAUCUAGUCGAGCAUCAAAAGUAUUUUUGUCAUCAGAUUUUGUGGGACAAAAUUACUUAUGUUAUUUAGUUCCACAUAGAUCACAACUUUUUCUAGUAAGACUUGAAAAAACAAAUAAACAACAACAAAUUAUUUUUGGCAUGGUAACGAACAUUGUAGCAAAGGGUGCUGUUAAUAUACCAAAUUUACAUAUAAUAGCAAUAAUGGAUUUGUCAAAUGGAGUGGUAUUAUAUUCGGGUAUAACUUGUAUCGGAAAAUUACAUGUAACAGGAAUACUUCCAAAUUUAACUGGAUGUAAUUAUUUUUUAUCUAAUAUCAAUCAUAAAUUAGGUUCUCCUUUUCCACGACGAAGUUCCUUAAUUUCUCAAAAUUGUACUAUUUCUCAUGAUAUUAAAUUUGAAGAAGAAUUACAUUUAUUAAGUCCUGUAGGUGGUAAUUGUGCAAGACCACCUAUUUUGUUGGAAAAUCCUUUAGUAGAAACUAAUUUUCUCAUUUUAAAAGAAGCAGUCGGAAAUAAAAUUACUUUAGAAUAUGGAAAUAAAAAUUAUUUUCGAAUAACAUUACCGACAUCCAGUACCUCUCCUUUAGUAACCAAAUGUUUACAAACAUUAAGAGGUGUUUUACAAAAAGAUUUAGCAAUGCAAUUAUUGGUAAAAUGGUAUGGGGCACGAAAUGCUCCUGGACCUCAAGAUUUUUCACCAGAACAGGAAUGGUAUCUUUUUCUUGUAGUUUUAUUUACAUUAUUAGGAUAUGAAGUAGAAAAAUUACAGUUAAUUCAAACAAAUGAAAAAGAUCAACUUGGUGAACGCAAUAGUCCUAUAGUGGUAUCAAAAAAGCAAAAAACAAACAAUUCUGGAUCUAAUGAUGACUGGAAAUAUAUGACAAAUUUUAUAAAAAAUGGAAGUUCACAAAUCUUUAUUUCAAAUAUUCUUGGUCUUCAAAAAACAUCUAAUAUAUUUCAAACGUCAGUAUCAUAUAUUACAGAAUCAAGUAAUACAGGCAAAAUAAAUACACAAUCUAUUUUAUUUCCAUAUUUUCCGCUCAUUCUAUUUUCUUUACAUCUUUUAUAUGAAGAAUUAAAGUUAAAUAUUGUAAUGUCAGAAAGUUUACCUUUACUCGCACAAUUACUAUAUCAAUUAAGUUUGGAUUUAAGAUUUGAUAUAUAUUCUCAUCAUUAUUUUCUUGAUUAUCCAUCUAUCUAUUAUUUGAAAAAUACUACAUCUCAAAUGAAGGAUACAGACUUGCAGAAAAUUAUUAUACCAAAUUAUGUACCAUCAAAACCACCAAAUGUGUUUGAAACAUUAAAUAAUUUACUAAAUGGAAUAGAAAUAAUACCAUUUCCUUAUUUAAGUCAAGUAAAUCCGAAGACAAAAAAUAUAAUUUAUUUAAUGGCACUUAUAGCAAAUGAAAAUCAAGUUAUUAUACAUGAAAUCGAUAAAUUUAUAAAGCAUAUAAUACCAGCUGGAAGUCGUAUAGAUUUUCAAGAAAGUGGAAAUAAAUUUGAAAAAGAAAUAUAUAAAAAUAUUGAAUGUUCUGCAAUAGAUAGAAUAGUUUUAUUAUACCAUGAAUUAGGUAUGAAUAAAAAGGAUCUUGAAACAUUACCUCCUGGUAUAUCAUUAUUAUUAAAAGAUAUAAUGUAUAGAUGUAGAGAACGACCGCCAUCAAAUUGGCCAAUGCAAGCUUAUGAAUUAGUAGAUCGACAAGAUUUAUCUGAAUUAGAUAAAUCACCUCUAUCAAAUCAUUUAGAAAAUGAAGGAAAAAACUAUUCAAUCAAAGAUCCUGAACAAGAUGAUGGCAUGGAAUUUGAUGAUGCCAUAUUGAAAUUGAGAUUUAACAAAGAUCAUAGGGUAGCAGAAGUUCGAAAACUCCUAAACUCGUCAAAACCGGUAAGAAUAGCAAUAGUUCAGAGGCCAGAUGUAAGUGAUCAUGAAUUUAUAGAAGAACAGGAGAAACAUUUACAUGCACUAUGCACAAGAACAAUGGCACUUCCAGUAGCUAGAGGCAUGUUUACACUCAGAACUUCAACUCCUAUUAUUACAGAACAAUUACCAAUUCCACGACUUUGUUUAACUGGAAAAGCACCUCCUCGUGGAACAACUGUAGAGCUAGCUCAUAUAGAUGUUCCACCAAAUAUGAAUUUAUGGCCAUUAUUUCAUAAUGGUGUAGCUGCAGGUCUUCGUAUUCAUCCAGAUGCAUCUAAUAUUGAUUCAACAUGGAUAGUAUAUAAUAAGCAACAACAAGGCGAAUUUGGUAUUGAACAUUCAGGAUUCUUAAUGGCUCUUGGUUUAAAUGGUCACCUAAAAAAUUUAGCGCCUUUUAGUAUGUAUGAAUAUCUAGUCGAAUGUCAUGAGGCUACCAGUGUUGGACUUCUGUUAGGAUUAUCAGCAACCCAUCGUGGUACAAUGAAUGUUUCUAUGACUAAAUUAUUAUCUCUUCAUGUAGAAACUCUAUUACCUCCAACAAGUAUCGAAUUAAACGUUCAACAGAAUGUUCAAGUUGCAGCAUUAAUGGGAGUCGGUUUAGUAUAUCAAGGAACUGCUCAUAGACAUAUUUCAUAUGCUUUAUUAUCAGAGAUUGGCAGACCUCCAGGACCGGAAAUGAAAAACUGUAUAGAUCGAGAAUCUUAUUCUUUAGCAGCAGGUCUUGCAUUAGGUUUAGUAGUAUUAGGAUGUGGAAGUGGAUCAGAUUUAGCUAAUAUACCAGAUACUUUACAUUAUUAUAUGGUCGGAGGAUAUGUUAGACCUUUUACUGGAGCACAAAAAGAUAAAUAUAAAUCGCCUAGUUACCAAAUAAGAGAAGGUGACUCUAUAAAUAUUGAUGUAACAAGUCCUGGAGCAACUAUAGCUUUAGGUCUUAUGUAUUUUAAUACAGGCAAUAGAGCAGUAGCAGAAUGGAUGCAAGCUCCUGAUACUCAAUAUUUAUUAGAUUUUGUACGACCUGAUUUCUUAUUAUUAAGAAUAUUAGCAAAAUCACUUAUUCUCUGGAAUGAAAUUGAACCAACAAAAUCCUGGGUUUCUAGUCACGUUCCUAAUAUUGUUUAUAAAUAUAGAUUACAAAAACCAACUUCAGAAAUAGGACAGAAUGUUGAUUUGGAAACUAUGAAUCAAGCUUAUUGCAAUAUAAUUGCGGGUGCCUGUAUGGCUUUGGGUUUAAAAUUUGCUGGAUCUGCCAAUAGAAAUGCUUUUAAAACUUUAUAUAAUUAUACCCAAAUGUUUACAACAUUAUCACAUAAAACUAUUGCUGAAUUAGCAGGAAAAUCAACUAUUGAAACUUGUUUAAAUGUUACUUUACUUUCUGCUGCAAUUGUAAUGGCGGGAACUGGAAACUUAGAAAUCAUGAGGAUAUGUCGACACAUACGAACACGAGUAGGACCUGCAAGUAAUGUUGUUACAUAUGGGUCUCAUUUAGCAACACAUAUGGCUCUUGGUUUUCUCUUUCUUGGAGGAGGCAAAUAUACUCUUUCUAACAGUCCUAGUGCAAUAGCUGCGCUUAUAAUUUCUCUUUUUCCAAAAUUUCCAACACAUAGUAAUGAUAAUAGAUAUCAUUUACAAGCAUUGCGACAUUUAUACGUACUUGCUGCCGAACCACGUGUAAUUUUACCUAAAGAUAUUGAUAGUAGUCAAUAUUGUUAUGCAACAGUACAAUUAACAUUUGAAUCAGAAAAAGAUGCUGAAGGACAAGAUUUAAUACUUCAGGCACCAUGUUUAUUGCCACAAUUAUGUAAUAUUAAGAAAAUUGAACUAAAAGAUGAUAGAUAUUGGGAAAUUAUUUUUGAAAAAGAUAAUAAUUGGCAACAGCUUGAAAAUAUGCUUAAAAAAUGUGAAAUGUUAGGUGUUAAGCAAAGAGCUGGUUGUUUACCAUAUAUAGAAGAUCCACAUGGUUUUAGAAGUUUAAUCGCUCAAACAUUAACAACAGAAAAUGUUAUUGCAUGGGCUGCUCGUCCUGAAUGUGUAACUUCAUUUACAAAUAAUAAAACUAUUUUAAAUAUAGUAAAAUGUUUCUUACAAUUGCCUAAAAAAAAUAAAAUUAAAAAUGAGAUUAUCAUAAAGAUACAAUCUUCUGGUAGCUCAGUUAAAAAUACUUCUGGAUAUUUAUCUCAAAAUUUAAGUGAUACAUCUGAAAGAAUAAUAUGUGAUAGUUGGAAUGAGCGAUGUAAUUCUAAUGGAAAAAUGGAAAUUAUAGAAUUAUCUACUUUAAAAAAUACAAAUUACUUAUGUAAAUAUGAAGAACAAUAUUCUGAAAUGUCAGAAUUUGAAAAAUACUUUUUACAUACAUUUGCUAUAAUUGUAUAUGAAUGUGUAAUAAAAGAUAAAGUUAAUCUUCUUCCUUUAUGGGUUAAUUUAAUAAAAAGUAUGGAAAUCAUAGAAAAAAAACCAAAUAGUUUUUCUAUAUGGCAAAUAAAACUUGUUUCAUCUCAAAUGUUAAAAAAAUCUUACACAGAAAAUAAAAAUCCAUUACUUGGUACAGAAAGCAUACUUGCAAUGAAACAAAGAAUUUCAUAUAUUAUGGAUAAUUGGGAGCGCGAAUUAACACCACAUAUUAAAUCUUACUUAAAAAAUGGAAAAAUUGAUGGAAAUAUAUCAUUAUUACAAAAAAUGUGCACAUAUUUUGUGUUUUAUGACAUUCCAUAUAAAACGGAUUAUCAAACAAUCUUGUCAUCAUUAUUAAAUACAGAGGUAAGGCUUAAAAUAUCUAAUGUAACAUUGUACAAAUUAUAUAAAGUAUUAAAAUCAAAUUAAUUGUGUUAUAAUUAUAUGAAUAAUU